AUGGGGGAUGACAAGAAUUUUUGUCCAGAACCCAACAGUAAACGUCGAAAAUUAGAAAACGAAUCAGAUUUGUGCUCAGACGGUGCAGAAAGUCAGUCCUCGGGUGAAGACCAGAGUACAGGAACCAAGAUCGGCAGUAAAAGAUCGUCUUCAGUGUUAUCGGAUACUAAACCUCCAAGGAUGUCUGCGAAUGCCAGAGAAAGAGACAGAACUCAUUCUGUGAAUUCAGCAUUUGUGACCUUACGGACUAUGAUUCCGACGGAACCAGCAGAUCGAAAAUUAUCUAAAAUCGAAGUGUUAAGACUAUCGGCAAGUUACAUAGCUCAUUUAAAUACAUUAUUAAUGGUCGGAUCAGAAUAUGUAGAUCAGCCAUGUAUCAAACAUCAAGCUAUGAUGAGGGGAUCACUAGGUGUCGACGCCAUGCCUAAACCAGUUUGUACAUUUUGCCUUAGUGCCUCAAGACAUAGGACGACAUAUACUGAUUGCGAAUGCGAAUUCACCACCGCAUUUGAAAAGCACUAUUGUGUCGCUUACAUGCCUAAAAACCAGUUUGACGAUUGGCUUUAA
Molecule: messenger RNA, 567 nt
Organism: Lottia gigantea (owl limpet)
Lineage: Eukaryota; Metazoa; Mollusca; Gastropoda; Lottiidae
Exons: 2
Coding region: 1-567 (188 amino acids)
Biological process (GO): developmental process; regulation of transcription by RNA polymerase II
Molecular function (GO): DNA-binding transcription factor activity, RNA polymerase II-specific; RNA polymerase II transcription regulatory region sequence-specific DNA binding; protein dimerization activity
Source: RefSeq, a predicted model, not a curated record